Molecule: messenger RNA, 1786 nt
Organism: Amoebophrya sp. A25
Lineage: Eukaryota; Dinophyceae; Syndiniales; Amoebophryaceae
Source: the annotation of a GenBank genome assembly
UGAAACCACUGCGAUUGAUUUUGUCCGCUUUUCUUUUCCGAAGCCAACAGCAGAACAAUUCGUUUCGCACAUGAUCCGGUCAUUCUCGACUAAGCACCUAUUUGCUUGAGUGUUAUUUUCGGAAUUGCGCUCGCGAUUCUCCCAUUACAGUUUCUGAUUCAACCACGACUAGCUAUCGCGCUUCCUCUCUUGAGUGUUAUCGCAGUUGUAAGUAAUUCGACAUCUUCUAUAAUUUUCAAAAAUACUCUAUUGCUUCAUCAUAUCAUCCAUUCAUCACAAUCUUCAAGUUCAAGAUCAUCAGUACUAGUGUCAGCUACGACAAAGAUGACUCCGCCUCGUAGGGCUCUACACCUUGUUGCUUUUGUCCUCUCCGGUUCGUCUUUAUGCGAAGCCGGGGAUGUCGCCGUUUGCCAAGGCGAAGGACCUCGAUAUGGCGACUUCAAGUGCAAUCAUGACGGAACACACAGGGUCUGUGCGACACUCGUCAAAAACAAUACUGCGACAGUGGAAGUUAAGUACGAAUCUGCAUAUGAUUGUUCAAGAACUAGCUAUAUGACUUCCAAAAAUUCGUUCAUCGUGCCGGCAGGUUGCAACUACUACAUUGCUGUGCGCCAUUUCAUCUACUUAAUCCGACCAAUAAUAUUUCAGUUACUUAUUGAGUCAACCUGAUCGUAGUCCCUUUUUCCUUGUCCUUCGAUUUGACAACCUAUCCGUUUUCAUGUGCUCAAGUACACGCAACACUGCUUGCGAGCCGCUUGCAUGGGACAAUGGCCGUAACUUCUGGGAGAUCACUGGGCAAGCACGGUGGCAGUGGAACGAUAAAAUCUGUUCGGCGCCGAAUCCAGGCACCAAUUGGUGCAUAUGCAUGUGGGCUUUUGCGCGUCUCAUUAAGGCUACAGAUUACUGAUCUUGCUCCACGCGGACUUGUAUGUGAGGAGUAUUAACCUGGAGCAGCAGAUGAUCUUUGGUAGUUACAACUUGCAGAGAAGCAUCGAAAAUCGUCGUGGCUACUUUUGGUUAUACUUGAUAGUCUAUCCCUCGGUGUUCUUGCUCUUGUUUCGAGAAGGUACAAGUCGGCUGCAGCAACCUCAAAGCCAUUAGAUAGGAUGGGUCACGAUCGAGGUAACAUGACAUGGUAUGACAUAAUCUUCUUCUAAUUUAUUUCGAGUAAUUACAUACUGUUUGUCUGGUGGAAAAAUGCGCCAUACAAGAUGCUCACAUCUCUGGUGUCGGUCCUAGAUAAAGAAUAUUUCCGGUCCAGCUCUAAUCUGAUUGACGAAGUUGGAUGUGAUAAUACGCAUAUUGACUGCGCAGGAACGGAUGUUGACUUCGUUCUGGCGCAAUACCGGGAUGGCAGUGUCAAGCUGGGAACGGCUCACACGUGCCUGCGGGAAAAAUGCAGGAGCGGUGGCGUCGCGAAACAAAUCCAAACAGACCUUUGAGAUGAGUGCUCAAUCUCAGUCUGGUGAUUUUUGAGUAUGAUGUCUUACUGUCUUACUACUUGAAUAUAAUUGGUAAUUGAUUCAUCGUUUGCGUUUCACUCUUAUUGAAUAUAUUUUUGCCGGGGGGGUGUAUCUCGAAUAUUUCAUCAUGAAAUUGUCGCACUUUCUGUGAAGGCAAUUAUAUGCAGCUUUCAGAUUGGACGAAAGAAAGAUGGCGCGAGCGCCCAUGCAGUGUGCAGAGUUGCGAUACGUGAUGAUGGGGAUAUGUUUACUUCAUGAUACGGUACCAAUUGCUCUGUGAAGUAAACGAAAAUCAAGUGGGUAUCGUCCUAUCAAAACCAAAG